Rotaria sordida is the source of this 1232-nucleotide messenger RNA. NCBI's taxonomy places the organism in Eukaryota, Metazoa, Rotifera, Eurotatoria, Philodinida, Philodinidae. The record is from the annotation of a GenBank genome assembly.
AAUGAACUUUAUUUAAUGUUCCAUAUAUAUAUAUAUGUAUAUAAAUCUAUAUUUAGAGCAACAAUCGUCCAGUCAUUCGACAAAAUAUACGUUGAUUGUUUCAGUAUUACAUUAACUGCUAAACCUGUAAAUUUUAUUUAAUUAUUAUUUAAUAAAAAUUUUUAUUUAAAUUUAUUUAGACUGAUACAAUCAUCACUGUAGCAAGUAGAGCACCCACUCAUCGCUCUACUACCACUACACAUACUCAUCAUUCUACUGCCACUCCACAGAGUCAUCGUGCUACUACCACUCCACAUGGUCAUCGUGCUACUACCACUCCACAUGGUCAUCGUGCUACUGCCACUCCACAUAGUCAUCGUGCUACUGCCACUCCACAUAGUCAUCUUGCUACUGCCACUCCACAUAGUCAUCGUGCUACUACCACUCCACAUGGUCAUCGUGCUACUGCCACUCCACAGAGUCAUCGUGCUACUGCCACUCCACAGAGUCAUCGUGCUACUGCCACUCCACAGAGUCAUCGUGCUACUACCACUCUACAUGGUCAUCGUGCUACUACCGCUCCACAGAGUCAUCGUGCUACUACCACUCGACAGAGCCAUCGUGCUACUAGCACUCCACAUAAUCAUCGUGCUACUGCCACUCCACAUAGUCAUCGUGCUACUACCGCUCCACAGAGUCAUCGUGCUACUACCACUCCACAUAGCCAUCGUGCUACUAGCACUCCACAUAGUCAUCGUGCUACUACCGCUCCACAGAGUCAUCGUGCUACUACCACUCCACAGAGCCAUCGUGCUACUACCACUCCACAUAAUCAUCGUGCUACUACCGCUCCACAGAGGCAUCGUGCUACUACCACUUCACAUAAUCAUCGUGCUACUACCACUCCACAGAGUCAUCGUGCUACUACUGCUCCACAGAGUUAUCGUGCUACUGCCACUCCACAUAGUCAUCGUGCUACUACCACUCCACAUAGUCAUCGUGCUACUACCACUCCACAGAGUCAUCGUGCUACUACUACUCCAAGUACUCAUCUUUCUACUACCACUGCAAAUACUUAUCUUUCUACUAUCACUUCAAUUACUCAUCUUUCUACUAGCACUCCAAGUACUCAUCUUUCUACUACCAGUUCAAAUACUUCUCCUUCGACUACUGUUACAGGGAUGUCACAUGUAUACGUAUUCUCUGUUUAUUUUUUGUUAUCCUCUAUUCUUUCAUCUUCUUUGAUUCUUUAA